CAUACCAAUCAUUAAUUAAUGUCUCAAGCUCCUAACUAGACAUUUGGCUCCGCCAGGGUAUGAAUUGGACGGAGGAGGAGCUGCCAAACCUUGUGUUUCUUCUCCGUCGGAGUGGAUCUUCUCCAUCUCCCCAGCCUAAAAAAGCACAACAAAUUGGGAGGAAGAAAGUAGUAUUCUGGGCUAUAAAGGAUGUAGAACUAUAUGCUGCACCCUGGUGGAAAGCGGCAAUCUGUUUCCCCCUGUAUAUAUGCAUGAUAUUGUUUUUCAAUUUGAGUGGUUAGGACAUUUUCUGAUGCAUUUAUUUUGAUGAUGAUGAUGAAGAAGAAACACAUGAUUCUACCUGGGAAACACUGUAAACCGGGAGAUGAAGUUUCUGAACCUCAUUGUACCCCCAUGUCUGAUACCCACAAUGUAUCAUCAGAACAAUCCCCGGAAGUUUCUCCACAUCCCAUUAAAUGUAGUUCAUUCAGUUUUGAUGCUCAUAUUCAGCAACCUCAGAGCAGUUUCUCUCGUUCUUCUUUGUUUUGUACUAGUUUGCACUUGUCGUCUUCAUCUAGUUUAGAAACUACCCUUCGUCUACAGAGUUUGCCAUUUCUUCCGGAUCCUUCACCUCGGAAGCUUCCGAAUUUCACCAAUCUGUCUUCAGACUCUUCAUCAUUUGUUCAAAGAGACUCUUCAUCUCUUGUUCAAAGUUGUCGGGGCCCUUCCGAGGGUAGUUUGAGAAGUUCCCAAAAUAUUCACGGAGGCAGUUCAGAUGGAAGUGUUAAUCAUGAACACUGUGGACUUGAUAGUUUACAUCUUACUGAGCAAAUGGAGUUGCAAUUAUUGUCAGAUGAACUUCACAUUGUGAUUGGUAGCGAUGGAGAGAACCCGCGGAUUGAUGAAAUAUAUGAAGAACCACAAGCAUUAAUUCAGCAAUGCAGUGAUAUGACUGCAAACCAGAAUAACAUCUCCUGUACAUUGCCUAGUGAAAAACUAUCAGCUCAGCAAUCUGUUGGCUCACAUAAACAACGGAUGAGAUGGACGCCUGAGCUUCAUGAUUGUUUUAUGGAGGCUGUCAAGAAACUUGAUGGGCCUGAAAAGGCAACCCCAAAGGCGGUUUUGAAACUAAUGAAUGUUGAAGGUUUGACUAUCUAUCAUGUGAAAAGCCACCUCCAGAAAUACAGACUUGCAAAGUAUAUGCCUGAAAGAAGUGAAGAUAAAAAGACUUCCAGCACUGAAGAUAAGAAAGCAACUGUUAUCAGUAAAGCAAGUGAAGGAAAGGGGAAAGGGAACAUUCAAGUCCUGGAAGCUCUAAGAAUGCAAAUGGAAGUUCAGAAACAACUACACGAGCAACUGGAGGUACAGAGAGCCCUUCAGUCAAGAAUCGAGGAACACGCAAGGUAUUUGCAGAAGAUCUUUGAGGAGCAACAGAAAGCUGGCUGUAGCGAUGCAAGCCAGAUGGGUUCGUGUAUAGAUUCUGACCAGAUUCUUUCAUCCUCUCCGGCCAGCAUUUCUCCCUCUGGUUGUAUGCCAUCUCCAACCCUUGAAACUGAAGAUGGUGGCGCCAUCAUUGAAAAUGAACCGCCACAAAAAAGACCUCGCACUAAAGAAGUUCUAGAAGAUGGCUGCAAAAGUUGAGAACUGUGCAAUUGUUAUAUGCAUUUCUUGUGUUGUGUAAUGUUUUCAUCUUUCUCUUUGUAUUUGAGCCAUUGGACAUUUUGUUGGUGUAAUGUUUGCAAUUUGUUUAUUGAAUCUCUGUUAACUUGUACAGAUGUAAACUUGUUUAAUAAACAAUGUUACUCCCU
This is a messenger RNA of Cuscuta campestris, 1787 nucleotides long. The record is from the annotation of a GenBank genome assembly. Lineage: Eukaryota; Viridiplantae; Streptophyta; Magnoliopsida; Solanales; Convolvulaceae.